CGGCGCGGGGGUAAUAACUCCAUAGCCAUAUACUCGUGUAGUAGUGUGCUCUUGCACGGUGCGGGUGUAUUCAACGGCGCAAACCCUGGAAAGCAGUUUUCUCCUGGCGGCGUCGGCGUCUGGCGGCGGCGGUGUUGUCUCCACUUCGCUUGUGCGGACGCGGGCGGGUGGUGUCUAUAUUUGUGGACGCGCUGCCUCUCCGUCCCCGUCUCUUGUUCAUUAUGUGUUUGCAUACCUGUCAAUCUAUCGAGUGAUUAUAUCAAGGAGGAAGGUCAUCUUCGUUACGCUCUUGCGUCUCCAGGGCUUGUGUUGCGCGCGCGCAUGGUCUGUCUUCUAUUUUGGAAGAGGAGGGAGUUGGUAAUACUUCCGCUCGCUAUUCUCUCCCUCGUCUCGGCGGUUUGCUAACUAACACGUUCUUGUGUCUUUUUGAAUCUUUUUGAACUCAAACACGUGGUGAAAAGACAAUCAGCGAAGAUGUUCGGGCCAAUCACAGAGCUGGCGAUCCUGGUCGCCUCGCUGGGUUAUCCUUCCUACGCUUCGUUCAAGGCGUCAGAGAAGGGCGAUGACGACGAAGCAAAGCAAUGGCUGACGUACUGGGUUGUUUUCAGUUUUCUGUCCUUCUUCGAGACCUUCACGUCGUGGGCGUUCACGUGGCUGCCAUGGUAUCCGGAGAUGAAGUUGGCGUUCAUCUUGUGGCUGAGCCUUCCCAAGUUCAAGGGCGCGUCCGUCAUGUACGACUUGUACGUCUCGCAGUUCUUUAAGCGUCAUCAAAGAGAUAUCGAUGACCUCCAGAACCAGCUGCAGUCCAGGCUCUCCACUCUGACUGGCCCUGAGGCGAUGGCUGAGUACCGCAAAUAUGUGGCCAAGUACGGACAGAAGGUGGUGGAGCAGGCGGUGUCACACAUGAACUCCUCAGGGGCGCCGGCUGCUCUGCAGGUCGCGGCUGCGGUCAUGGCUAAGAACGGUAAUGCAGCGGGCGCCUCGGGCGCUUCUACGUCGAGUGCCGGCGCCGCCGGUCCUAAGACGGAUUGAGAUAAUCGUUGACAUCAUGCUUAGGUCUACUUUCAUGUCUCAUGUAGAUGGUCGCUCACAAAAAGUUUCUGAUUGUCCUAUAUCGACGUUCGCUUGGGGGGCUGUCGUUUUUUCUUGUGAUUUCUUUGUUCUUCUGUUUUGCUUAUCCGCUUUGGCACUUCUGGCGGUAUCUUGCCCUAUUUCAUAAACAGGCAGAACAGGCCGUCAUCCUUCAUUUGUUUCUACCCGCUCCGUCGCUUGGCGUUCGGGCCAUUUUCGUUGUUAUUCAUUUAUGUUUUAUUUACACUAAAUUGGGCGUGUUAGCGAGUCAAAAGACUGACGGUAAUUCCGAAAACGGUACAUGUACAAUUCCCUCUCUCCUGUCUUUCUUAAGGAAAUUAGCGGUUCCCGCUUCUACGUCGCUGAAGAGAGGAGAAGGUAAGGGUUGAUGAUUGCGUUCGAGCUUGCGUUGCAGUGUUAUGUUGGCGAUGAAGAGGUGGAGAAGAAGAGGGAGGGAGGGAGGUGAGGAUGAGGGUGGUCGGAGACGGUUAACGGUGGCUGCGAUGUGAUAGAACUUGAGAGAAAGGAAGGCAUGUGCAGUGGAUUUUGGCACUGAGUGUUUGAUUGGACAGGAGAGGAAUUCAUGCAUGCGAGGUGGGCUGUCUGGUUCCACUGCGCCAUCCCCCUCUUGAUGGGGGUUGUUCGUUAUCUGCCGUCAACUGCUGAAGGGGCCGUUGAAGCUCUCUCGGUCUUCGGGUCGGGCGGGAUGGAAUUUGUUGCCUUUAUUGGGCUUGGCGUAUCAAGCGUUUCGAACGCUGGUCGUGGCGGUGACAUGGUAUUUACGUUCGUGGGAUUGGGAUUUGUGGCUCGGCGCUGUUCCAUGUAAACGGUCUUGUUACGCCGAGUGUCGCUGAUUGUUGCUUGUACUGGCGCGCAGGGCAGCGCGAAGACGGAACGUUUGGGGUAUUCAAGAAACAGCGCGCAGUUCAUUCACUGAGAAGUCAGUCGGAAUGGCCUCUCCUCUCCGUCCGUUGGGGUUAGUGCCUUCUCUUCGAAGAUCGAGAAGGGUGGUUCUCAUCUCGCCUACCUGUCUCCUUGGAGGCAGCGUGGCUGAAUGGAACCUCUGAAUCUAUCAAGACUAACUAAACGCUCAGACGUUUGCUGCUUCUGAUAG
Chara braunii is the source of this 2185-nucleotide messenger RNA. Lineage: Eukaryota; Viridiplantae; Streptophyta; Charophyceae; Charales; Characeae. The record is from the annotation of a GenBank genome assembly.